Trichomonas vaginalis G3 is the source of this 348-nucleotide messenger RNA. RefSeq lists its product as uncharacterized. Lineage: Eukaryota; Parabasalia; Trichomonadida; Trichomonadidae. The transcript has a single exon. The coding region runs from base 1 to 348 and encodes 115 amino acids. The record is from RefSeq and is a predicted model, not a curated record.
AUGGAAGAGGAGAUUCGCAAUCCAGAAGAUGUUCGCAAUGAAAUCGAAGAACAGAUGAAUGAGGCGAUUAAACUUACAAUGGCAACCAUGGGACUUGAACUUGAUGAUCAAGAAGCCAUUAAUAUGGUUAAAACAGCUCUUAGGAACAAACUGAAAGAGAUUAUCGGAACAGUUGCAUUCCAUUCGAAUGGUGAUCAAAAUAGUGCUAACGUUUUGAAAUUAAAAUAUCUCAAAUUGGCCCUUGCAGAACGCGAUAUCAAAGUUGAUCGUCCAGAUUACAUUGUUGAACAACAACAAUCACAAUCAAAGGCUAUGAAUACAAGAAAUAGAAAAUCCAGUAACAAGUAA